Perca fluviatilis (European perch) is the source of this 3395-nucleotide messenger RNA. RefSeq names its product kelch-like family member 26 (gene klhl26). Bases 237 to 2057 code for a protein of 606 amino acids. The transcript is spliced from 3 exons. The record is from RefSeq and is a predicted model, not a curated record. Gene Ontology annotation, molecular function: protein binding. Lineage: Eukaryota; Metazoa; Chordata; Actinopteri; Perciformes; Percidae.
UCCUCCCAGUGGCCAGAAACUGUCAGUACAGGAAGGACGUGCAGUAAACUAUUGGGUAGGAGAGGAGGUCAUUACCGUGUUCACCACAGGGCAUGAGACAGACAGCGGUUCUCCUUCCGUGCCUGACAAACACACUUUAACAUACUUUUCAAAACACCAUGAACAUGCCAAUAGUGCCGUUGACCUUCUGGUAAAAUUACUGAAAAUGCUCCAUGCGUGUUACUCUGUGCUAGAAGAUGGCGGAGUCGGAUGGCGGGGAUUUUGCUUCGAAAAAUCCACAGAGCAGUAUGGCUAACAAGAAUAGCACCCUGCGCUGUACAUUCUCGGCCUCAAGCCACAGUACCACCCUCCUCCAGGGCUUGUCGGUCUUGCGUGCUCAGGGCCAGCUACUUGACGUUGUGCUGGCCAUCAAUGAGGAGCGCUUCCAGGUCCACAGAGCUGUGCUGGCCGCUUGUAGUGAUUACUUCAGAGCAAUGUUUACUGGAGGCAUGAGAGAGUCGAAUCAAGAUACCAUUGAGCUGAAGGGUCUGUCCGCCCGUGGGCUGAAACAUAUCAUUGACUUUGCCUACAGUGCAGAAGUCACUUUAGACCUGGACUGUAUUCAGGAUGUCCUUGGGGCAGCAGUGUUUCUCCAGAUGGUCCCAGUCAUGGAGCUCUGCGAGGAGUUCCUCAAGUCAGCGAUGAGCGUGGAGACCUGCCUGCACAUCGGCCAGAUGGCCACUACCUUCAGCCUGUCUUCCCUCAAAGAGUCGGUGGAUGCCUUCACCUUCCGCCACUUCCUCCAAAUUGCAGAGGAGGAGGACUUUCUGCAUAUUCCCAUGGAGCGCCUCGUCUUCUUCCUGCAGAGCAACAAACUGAAGAACUGUAGCGAGAUCGACCUCUUCCAUGCCGCCGUCCGGUGGCUCCAGUAUGACGAGUCUCGCCGGGCUCAAGCCAGCAGUGUCCUCUGCCAUGUGCGCUUCCCCCUCAUGCGUUCCUCUGAGCUGGUGGACAGCGUUCAGACGGUGGACAUCAUGGUGGAGGAUGUGCUGUGCCGCCAGUAUCUCCUCGAGGCCUUCAAUUACCAGAUUCUUCCCUUCCGACAACAUGAGAUGCAGUCUUCACGGACACUCAUACGUUCGGACGUCCUGUCGGUCAUCACUUUUGGCGGGACACCCUACACUGACAACGACCGCACAGUGAGCACCAAGGUGUACCAUCUCCCUGACAUUGCUUCCCGCCAGUUCAAAGAGCUGACAGAGAUGGAGGUGGGGUGCAGCCACGCUUGCGUUGCCGUACUUGAUAACUUUGUGUACAUCGUUGGUGGACAGCACUUGCAGUACCGCAGCGGCGAGGGGGCGGUAGACAGCUGCUUCCGCUACGACCCACAUCUGAGCCAAUGGCUGCGCAUCCAACCUUUGCAGGAGGCUCGUAUCCAGUUUCAGCUCAACGUGGUGAAUGGACAGCUGUAUGCCACCGGAGGGCGCAAUCGAUCUGGCAGUCUGUCAUCUGUAGAGUGUUACUGCCCAAAGAAGAACGAGUGGACUAAUGUGGAACCAUUAAAACGCAGGAUUUGGGGACACGCAGGGACUCCCUGUGGAGAAAAGCUGUAUAUCUCAGGGGGUUAUGGCGUCUCGUUGGACGACAAGAAAACUCUUCACUGCUACGACCCAGCAUCAGACCAGUGGGACUUCAGAGCUCCUAUGAAUGAACCCAGAGUGUUGCAUGCCAUGAUCAGCUCCAAGGAUCGGGUUUAUGCUUUGGGCGGUCGCAUGGACCACGUGGACCGUUGUUUUGAUGUGCUUGCAGUCGAGUAUUACAUUCCAGAGAACGACCAGUGGACCACCGUCAGUCCCAUGAGAGCAGGGCAGUCUGAGGCGGGCUGCUGUUUACUGGACAGCAAGAUCUACAUCGUCGGCGGCUACAACUGGCACCUGAACAAUGUCACAAGCAUUGUGCAGGUGUACAACACAGAGACAGACGAGUGGGAGAGGGAUUUGCACUUCCCAGAAUCCUUUGCUGGCAUCGCUUGUACACCGAUAAUUAUUGCACAAAACACCACAACGCGAACCAUCUAACGUGUGUGUGUGUGUGUGUGUGUGUGUGUGUGUGUGUGUGUGUGUGUGUGUGUGUGUGUGUGUGUGUGUGUGUGUGUGUGUGUGUGUGUGUGUGUGUGUGUGUGUGUGUGUGUGUGUGUGUGUGUGUGUGUGUGUCUCAUUUGAGGGAAUGGCCUACACCUAAGCAGCAUUACUCAGAUUGGUGUAUUUUAUAUCCUGUUUUGGCCAAUAUGUGUUUAACCUACAGAUUGAAUUUUAUGAUUAACUGAUUGGUAAUAUUAUCUCCAAAUGAACUGUAAAGAUAUAUUUCUCUUCCGGUAUAGCAUUACCUAAAUGUAUAACACUUCGUAACAAAAAAUAAUCAUAAUUCAGUCUGUGAAAGUAUUAUAGUUUUACCAAUGAAGGGCUGAAGUUACCGACAGCACAAAUUGUCUCAUGUUUGAAUGAAAGUUAAAUUUGGUUUGCAAAGGUAUCAACAGACUUAACUUUUUAUUAUGUUAGACAUUAUGAUUGUACAGUUGUAAAAGCUUUAUCUGUGUGCUUCUUUUUGUUCUUUUGUGUUUGUUUAUUAUUCAAACAACCAAGAUAACUCAAAAUCUCACUGUUGUAUGUCUCCUGAAAUUCACUAAUCAGCAAACCACAAUGCACAGUAAUGAUUGCAGAAAUGAGCAUGAGUAAUGUGGAAUCACAUUCCACGUGGGUGUUAUUGUUUUUUUUAUUGCUACUACCCUGACACACUAAUUGUUCUCUCAUUCAACAUAACAAACCAGUAUGGACCUUCUAAGGCAGCUACAUAAUCUUUCACGUGUGGGUCAGUUGUAAUGUCAGUAAGUUUGUGCUGCUCUUUAUGUGCUACAUCUUGUGUAUUACACAUGCUUUGUCCUCUGACAAACCCAAUAAGGGGGUCACAGGUGAUAUUUAAUAAAGGCAGAUGUAAUAUGUAAACUAUUCUCAAAAGAUCAAAUUUCCCCAGAAAAACUACUUAAACGUUCCAUUUGCCUUGUUUGAUACGGCUCGUGUUUUUAUUUUGACUGCAUUGCUGCACUUUUCAAAGCAGUAUUUAAUUCUGCUGCUGAAGUUAUCGAUGUACUUAAUAUGUGCAUAAGGAAGAAGCAAGCUUAGAGUUCUUGCUUUUCCUUUUUCAAUGUGGUCAUUUACAUGAUGGUGAGGAGUGUCCACUGCAAAACAUGUUCUCCUGUUGCCUUAGUGUGUAUAUGUCUUCUGUUACCUGUACCAGUAAAAGCACAUGAUAUUAUUGAAGUGCAAUACAAGGAAUCCCCUGUUGUCAAAGGGGAAUGUAGACAGUUGUGAAGCUUUAUGUGCAUCAUUUUAUUAAAGGUGUAUCAUGUUUUAAAAAUA